Molecule: messenger RNA, 2266 nt
Organism: Ruditapes philippinarum (Manila clam)
Lineage: Eukaryota; Metazoa; Mollusca; Bivalvia; Venerida; Veneridae
Exons: 6
Coding region: 468-1640 (390 amino acids)
Source: RefSeq, a predicted model, not a curated record
GGCCUUUAAUAUUUACAAUGUGUAUUCAUAUCAAACAGAGAAUAUGAAAAGAAAAAUAUUGUGUCAAAUUUUAUCUAAUGUGUGUCAUUUAUAAAUAGUUGACUCUUAAAAUUAUGUAUUUUGAUUUAUGAUAAAAUGGAAUUAAAUUGAUUACAGUAUUAGUCCGUGAAUAAUUAUUUUUGUACCCGCACGACUAUGCAUGUAGACAAGAACAUGAUUUGUUGCAUGCAUGGAUAGCGGUGACCAAUGGUGAUCAAAUGAUAUUUUUCUCACCAGCCUGGAACCGGGUACUCGGAAGUUGAAUUAUAUUUCGCUAAGAAGUUAUUACACUAGUUUUUUCGAAGUGACGUCAAAUUAAAGUGAAAUGAAGUGAAGUUAAAUUAAAGUAAAAUUUACACUCAAAUGCCUUUCUAAGGAAAUAAAAAACACUUUCAACGAAGAGUAUCAUAUCUGAAAUUUACCUUGUGAUGGGCUGUACUCAUUCGACACCGUCGCGCACGACACGGCGGAAGAAGAAGAAACGGUCGAGAAAAAAGAAUGUUUCAAUCAUAGAGUCAAAAGAGAUGGCAAUUAAAAGACAAUCAGCCCCAACACAAGCUGUAGUGUUUCAUAGUGACCCAGAUGAGUUUGCAGCACCCCCUCAAAAUUAUAGAUCUGAACAUAUAGGUGUACAGCAGAUGUCAGAUGUCCCGGUAACGACUGUGUCACGAGUGGUGUUCAAACAAGCUACCUACACGGGAAUAUACAAUAUUAAAGUCCAUUACGCGGACCAUCAGGAGUGCCGUAUCCAAGGUGCACAGUUUCUACCAAACGGUUCCCUGAUAGUGUGCGAUCAACACAACCAGACACUAAAGCUAUGGGGCAUGACCUUUCAGUAUUUGGCUCAUGUCGUACUUCCAGGUCGACCUCAUACCCUAUGCGUUCAUUCCUCAAAUAAGGAUGGGUCAGACGUUUACGUCACAAUCCCUAGUGAUAGAACCAUUAUGGAGUUUUACGUUGACGGCAGGAUAAUUAUUCCAGGGCAGAAAAUACGAACAGACGGCUUCUGCUAUGGGAUAGCUCCGUAUAAACAUGGACUCGUCGUGGGGGUUGGUUCAAAAGUAGAAUUUAUUGACACCGAAGGAAACAUAUUGAAAGUUUUAAAAUAUUCUGUGAACGGUGCUUCGAAGUUUGGUUCCCCUUUUUAUUUGUCAGUGACCGGAAAUAACAACAUCAUUGUGUCUGAUUCAAUGAACCGCUGUGUAAUUUGCGUAACACCCGAUGGAGAAGAAAUGUUCAGAUAUGAUGAAAUUGGUAUUCCCCACGCCACUAUGACAGACAAGGAGGAAAAUAUUUACAUUUGUGGAAAUGAGAAAGGUGCAAUAGAUGUUCUGCAUCAACUAACUUUGCGAGGAGAGAAGAUCAAAAGUUUAUUGUCAUGGAGGCACGUGGGGUUUACACCUGACGCCAUUUGCUACAGAGAAAAAGACAAACUUCUGGCAGUGUGCGGACAAAGUGACCGAAUAAAAACAUUCAGGUUGGAAACGAAAACAUCAGGGAAAAUUUACGCAAAUGACGUCAUCGUUGACGCAGAAAGAAUUCAAACAGAAAGAAGUACAAAAGAGGUCCAGGAAAUCAUGAAAAGAAUUCUUAUUACUUAGGAAACUACCUGUGUCAACUGCUUUACGCGUUUCUUUCUAAAAGAAUAUUACUUUAUUUAUAUUUAAAUGAAAAUAGCUAUCCUCGUGCAAUUAGUAUUUCUAUACCAUUCGUUACUGUCAUAUAAACACGUGGCAAUAUACCACUGUACGGAUAUCUUGCUCGUGCCUAUAUUUUGACAAAGGCAAUCGUGCAGAUGUCACGAGAUUUUCUUACAGAUUUAUGAACUUGGAGGGCAAUUUUAUCUUCAUGAGAAGUUUAACAAAUUGGAAGGAAAUAUAAAUCCAUUAAUUCUUAAUUAGCCGGAAACAAGCCGUGUUUCAUGAACUGUAUUUUGGCUGUCUUGGAAUAUCAGACCUAUACCGCUGUCAUCGAACAUGGUUUACUGAAGUUAAUUCAGGUUUACUAAAACAGCCUCUGAAAACGCCUUUCGGAGAAAUGAUAUUAAUUAAGACAAUAUAAGUAACGGCAGCAAAAUACGAUGCUAUAAUUAUAAUGUGAAAUUUGUAAAAUUGGUGUCAAUUGCUUAAAUUAAAGCGGUAGGCAAUAAUCAUAUACAUCGGUUAAUUCAAUGGUUAAAACAUAUGACAUAUUUACAUUUGUUAUUAAAUUCUCAUUAUUAUUUAUA